UUUGUUUUUGAGUGGUGAUUUGACAGUGGCCUCGAUGCUGAUGAAAAUUCACUGAAAUAUGGAAGACAGGCCACUCCAGCAUCAACCGACGGAAAAUACAGAAGUCAAUCAGGAUGAGCUGAUACUCCAACAACAAAGACGUAUUGAAAAAGAGAUAUCUGAGUCGAUAGCAUUUGUUGGGGAGAAGGAAUCAUUAAAGAGUCUGGAGCGUGAAUACGCCGAGGAUGAAGUCUACCUGUCUAAGGCAAAGGCUUUAGGACAAAAGUAUUCUUAUUUUCGAAGAACUAGGCCUGACGGUAACUGCUUCUUUAGAGCAUUUAGCUACGCUUACCUUGAAAGACUGAUUGAUAAUAAAGAAGAAUAUGAAAAGUUCAGAGAACUUGCGCUCAAGAGCAAGGAUAAUCUCGUGGCUCUAGGAUUUCCUCAAUUUACAGUGGAAGACUUCCAUGAUACGUUUAUGGAAGUAAUCGAUAAAGUAGGUGGGGAGCCAGAAUCGAGUCGACUUGAAUUACAUAAGCUAUUUAAUGAGCAAGGCUACUCGGACUACGUCGUUGUAUACCUAAGACUAAUAACUUCUGGUCAAUUGCAACGCGAAGCUGAUUUUUAUCAGCAUUUCAUAGAGGGAGAUCGAACUGUCACAGAGUUCUGCCAUCAGGAAGUAGAACCAAUGUUUAAAGAAUCUGAUCACAUCCACAUUAUCGCGAUGAGUACUGCACUAGGAACAGGGGUUCGCGUACGUUAUAUGGACCGAGGUGCAGGUACUGAAGUGACAGCACAUGAUUUCCCCGAAGGAGCAACACCAGCCGUCCACUUACUUUAUCGUCCUGGUCAUUAUGACAUUCUUUACCCCUGAUGUCCUGUACAAUCCUUAAUCCACCCCGACAGUUGUAACUUUUUUAGACAAAUUCUUUACGUUGAAACUUUUGGAUCUUACACAAAUCAAGUUUAGGAUGUAGCAGUAUGUAAUGUGGGAAAGGAAUCAAGGGAUUGGUUUACAAAAGGUAUCAAAAGAACAGUCUUGACUUUAACAUAAAUUUUGAGAUAUCUCUAACGAUAAGAUAAAAAUCCUCAAUUCUUUUUCAUAUAAAUCUGCUUAAUUACGGUGUGCUAAUUAAAGAAAAAACAUUUGCACGAAUGGCCGAUAUGUGUUAUUAAUUUUAUAUAAGAAUUUAGUGGGUUAUGCAAAGCUGUGACCCACAACAAAAAUUACAACUUAGUUGGUUUAUAAUAUUUUCUCGUUAGAAUACGAAUAUUUCUACAAGCCUACCAAAUUACUACAUUUACGCAAAUUUAUUAUACAUUAUUAGCUUGAUCGCUUCAUUUAAAUCACGUAAAGUUUCCACCCGAAAUGGUGCAUUUUUCAUUGGUAAAGGCAUGUUGCUUUGAAUGUCUCUCACCGAUUAUGUCUAAGUAUAUUACUUAAAUUUCUAAGUAUGGAAAGCUCAUAUCAGAAGUCACCCUUAAUGUUACUGAAAGUACAAUUGUUCAUCGCUACGAUGAAAUUUUAACUGACCGUUUCAUAUUUAAUUCCUUUGCUUGAAAUGAAGAUGACAAAUCUUUAUAACACCGAUACUUAGUGGUUUGUUCUGUAAUCUAAUCUCAGAAAAUCUGUUUUGAUUCUUUCUCAGGAAAUAUUGAAUUUAUUAGCAUGUUGUAUUGUGUAAUUAGUUUGUUAAAGAAAAUAAUGUAUUCUUUAACAUGCAACAUACAAAAAUUGAUUAGUACAUGAAGCUCGUUACUUGAA
Molecule: messenger RNA, 1744 nt
Organism: Orussus abietinus
Lineage: Eukaryota; Metazoa; Arthropoda; Insecta; Hymenoptera; Orussidae
Product: ubiquitin thioesterase otubain-like
Exons: 5
Coding region: 59-853 (264 amino acids)
Biological process (GO): protein K48-linked deubiquitination
Cellular component (GO): nucleus
Molecular function (GO): cysteine-type deubiquitinase activity; ubiquitin binding
Source: RefSeq, a predicted model, not a curated record